Trichoderma atroviride IMI 206040 is the source of this 943-nucleotide messenger RNA. The record is from RefSeq and is a predicted model, not a curated record. NCBI's taxonomy places the organism in Eukaryota, Fungi, Ascomycota, Sordariomycetes, Hypocreales, Hypocreaceae.
CAGAAUCAUAAAUGGCGCUUAAGAACGCUGCAGCUUCCAAGAUUCUGGCAGCUUCAUUUGGCGUCUUUGCUGGCUAUUCUGCGUAUCGAUAUAGAGCCUCUCAUCACUCGCCCCCUUCCAAAUCUCAACAAGAUAGCCCUAGCGCUUCAGGCACAGGGCACAAUGGCUGUCAAGCACAGCUUCCAGACCCUCUUCGCCGUCCCGCUCUCCUGCGACGGCUGCGUCAAGUCGGUUUCAGACUCCAUCUACAAACUAGAUGGCAUCAGCAAAGUCGAAGGAAAUCUCACGGACCAGCUGAUAUCGGUCGAGGGAUCUGUCGCACCAUCUGCCAUCGUCGAGGCUAUCCAAGCCACGGGGAGAGAUGCCAUCCUCCGGGGUUCCGGCACUUCAAACAGUGCCGCCGUGAGCAUCCUGGAGACGUUUACAGAUAUGCAGAUUGAGGAGGUCGACCGCGAAGUGAGAGGCCUCGCCAGGAUGGUGCAGGUCAACCCUGAGCGGACAUUGAUUGAUCUGACCUUGAGGGGUGUUGCUCCCGGUACGUAUCGGGCAAGCAUUCGCGAGUUUGGAGACCUCAAAGAUGGUGCUGCCUCUACCGGUCCAGUCUGGGUCGGGGGAAGCAAAGAGGCGCCAAAGGGAUCCCUUGGCAUCGUCGAGGUGUCCGAGGACGGCCACGGAUCCGCCUUUGUAGACCACGGCUUCCAGAUCUGGGAAGUCAUUGGCCACGCCAUGGUCCUGACGAGACAGGAUGAGGGUUUGCCGCUCAAGAAUGACGACAAUACUGUGGUUGGCGUCAUUGCGCGAAGCGCGGGUAUGUGGGAUAAUGACAAGACCGUCUGUUCUUGCACAGGUAAGACACUGUGGGAAGAAAGAAAGGAUGAAGUCAAGAAGGGGAUGCUGUAGCCCGGCCAGCCUAUUUUCGAUGAAUGAAUUGAACGAAUAACGC